This is a messenger RNA of Sphaeroforma arctica JP610, 261 nucleotides long. RefSeq lists its product as hypothetical. NCBI's taxonomy places the organism in Eukaryota, Ichthyosporea, Ichthyophonida. The transcript has a single exon. The annotation marks the transcript as partial. The record is from RefSeq and is a predicted model, not a curated record.
AUGCCCACCGGAUUAAGCUCUGCAUCACAAGCCUCUAACUCAAGUGAGGAGUUCACUCCAGCCACACAAGUCACAUCAAAACGUAACCGAUUCAGUAGUAAUUCUUCACCACCUGAUUCACUAGACGCAUUUACACCCACCCCUCAUAAUGGAAAAAAGGCACGCAUUAAUUUGAAUGAAGAGGGUCGUAAAAUAGAUCGACUAAAGGAUGUUUUAGAAGACUAUCUACUGAAACGAAUUAGCAAUGUUCAGAUGAAAAAG